AUGGAGGGGGAUAAUUCUUAUAUGUUUGGACCAUACAAGAUUGACAAUAAAGAAGUGUUCUACUCUACUCAUUUGUCUUAUGCCUUGGUCAACCUCCGCCCUCUUCUUCCUGGACAUGUGCUUGUCUGCCCAAGACGUGAAGUACAGCGCUUUGCUGAGCUUACUGCUGAUGAGACUAGUGACUUGUGGCUUACAGCACAAAAAGUUGGCAAGCAACUUGAGUCAUACCACAAGGCAUCUUCUCUGACAUUUGCAAUCCAAGAUGGACCCCAGGCAGGACAAACAGUUCCUCAUGUUCAUAUUCACAUCAUCCCGCGCAAAAGUGGUGAUUUUGAAAAGAAUGAUGAGAUUUAUGAUGCUCUGGACGUGAAGGAGAAGGAGAUGAAGCAGUCACUUGAUUUGGACAAGGAAAGGAAAGACAGAGGCAUUGAGGAGAUGGCUGAAGAGGCAGAUGAAUAUAGAAAACUUUUCUAGUGAAGAGGCAUAGACCAUCUCAUUACUCUCUUUAGAGCUCCAGCUGUUGCCUAACUGCUUUAUUGAUCACCAGCUAUUGUGUGGAUCUAACAUUUGGAUUUCUUAUAAACUAUGUAAUAACAUUCUGCUUUCACAUGAAGGAAUUCCCAUAUGAGAAGGGAAUUUUACUGAUAUAACUGAUGCUGUUGCUGUUUUCUCCUACACAAACUCGUUUCGUUUUUAUUAAAUGCUCUUUUGUUUGGAUGAA
Lycium ferocissimum is the source of this 721-nucleotide messenger RNA. RefSeq names its product bifunctional bis(5'-adenosyl)-triphosphatase/adenylylsulfatase FHIT. Lineage: Eukaryota; Viridiplantae; Streptophyta; Magnoliopsida; Solanales; Solanaceae. The transcript has 4 exons. Gene Ontology annotation, molecular function: catalytic activity. Bases 1 to 474 code for a protein of 157 amino acids. The record is from RefSeq and is a predicted model, not a curated record.